Phaethon lepturus (White-tailed tropicbird) is the source of this 702-nucleotide messenger RNA. Its product is annotated as P2Y purinoceptor 1-like. Gene Ontology annotation, cellular component: plasma membrane. The transcript is spliced from 3 exons. The coding region runs from base 1 to 702 and encodes 233 amino acids. The record is from RefSeq and is a predicted model, not a curated record. Gene Ontology annotation, molecular function: G protein-coupled receptor activity. Gene Ontology annotation, biological process: G protein-coupled receptor signaling pathway. Lineage: Eukaryota; Metazoa; Chordata; Aves; Phaethontiformes; Phaethontidae.
AUGAAGGGGAUUGAGAGCAGCCCUGCUGAGAAGGACUUGGGGGUUCUGGAGGACGAAAAGCUGGCCAUGAGCUGGCAACGUGCACUCACAGUCCAGAAGGCCAACUCAGGAUUUCUUGGCAAUAUACUUGCACUACGACAUUAUGUGUACUGCAUGAAGACAUGGACUACCAAUACUAUAUUUCUAUUUAAUUUGGCACUGUGUGACUUUACUUGGACUCUCGUGGCACCUUUUUCAGUAUAUUAUAAUCUCCGGAAGUUAGCUGUCUAUUCCAGCCAAGCAUUUUAUCAAAUCAUAGGACUAUUUUUUAGUAUUAAUAUCUAUGGAAGUGUCUAUUUCCUGACACUCAUCAGUUUUGACAGAUAUGUAGGUGCUGUCCAUCCUAUUGCUUCAUUAACAUGGUGGGACAAAGGAAAGGCCGUGUUUUGUACCAUCGCAGUAUGGAUCUUCAUAGUGAUUGCAUCGACACCAGAGAUCUACUACACAGUUGCAGCUAGAAGACAACAUGACAUCAUAGAUUCCCUGGACAGCACUGAAGGACCUUUACAAUUGGCAGUGCCAUUCACACUCUCCAAGAUCCAAACACAUGAAGUGGAGGUUGACAGAAAACAGCUACCCACAACUAACCCCAGUGCUGAACUGGAACUGAAAAGAGAUUUAGAUUUGACCAUGAGCUUUGCCAGAGAUUUUCUACGGGACUAA